CACCGACAUUGACCCAUUUACCGUGCCGUUCGAUCCGAUGCUCCCUGCUUGAACAGUUCGAAAAAAUAUUAAUUUAUUUGCAUUUGCAAUACUAAUUGUGUUCGGCAGUGUUUUUCUGUAAUUUUAUUGUGUUUUUGAUUUGCAUCGUCAUGACAAUGUUGACCGCUGCAUCGGCGAUGAGGUGUCUGCCCUCCGAAACGGCCCCCUCUUUUACAGCAAAAAGUGUACGCUUUGGAGUACCCACAAUGUUGUCGGAUAUCGACCAGCUGCCCACCCUCCAAGUGGGCGACUAUACGCUUCAGUUCGAACUGGGCGAGCCAACGGCCCAGGGAAAGGAGGUGGCCAUCAAGGAACUCCGGGAAACCCCUGAGCGUCAAAAGGAGGCCACCAAGGAACUGGCACGCCUCUUAGAGGCGGAGACGGAUUUGCUGUACCCCAAGGAUAACGAGGAGUGGCUGAUUCGAUAUCUGCGGCCCUGCAAGUAUUAUCCGGAGAGUGCUCGCGAUCUGAUCAAGCGCUAUUACUCCUUCAAGGUGAAACACGCUGAUGUGUACAACAAUCUGAAGCCGUCGAACGAGGCCAACAUUUUUAAGCACAACAUACUCACCGUCUUUCCCAAUCGAGAUCAAUGUGGGCGUCGGAUUUUGGUUCUGGAGCUGGGAAAGCGCUGGAAGCACAAGCAGGUCACCCUGGAUGAGGUUUUUAAGGGAGCUGUGCUCUUCUUGGAGGCCGCCAUGUUGGAGCCGGAAACGCAGAUCUGCGGUGCUGUGGUGAUCUUCGACAUGGAUGGUCUUAGUCUGCAACAAACAUGGCAGUUUACACCGCCAUUUGCCAAGCGAAUUGUGGACUGGUUGCAGGAUUCGGUUCCCCUAAGAAUCAAGGCCAUACACAUUGUAAACCAGCCGAAGAUCUUCCAAGUGGUGUUUGCUUUGUUCAAGCCCUUCCUCAAGGAGAAACUUCGUAGCAGGAUCAUAUUCCAUGGCACUGAUCGCGAGUCCCUGCACAAGUACAUGUCACCCAAGUGCCUGCCAGCUGCCUAUGGAGGAAUCCGGGAGGCUAAUCGUAUUGAUAGUGAUCAGUGGUACGAGUUGUUGCUGAAGUGCGAUACUGAGUUUGAUACCAUCAACUCGUAUGGCUACAAGAAGAAGUGAUCCAAGUUUCCAGCUGCUGCAAGUGAUAAUUAACUUUCCCAAGUUUCAAUCUUAAGCAUAUUCUGUGCUGAAAUCAACGCACACGUUAUUGUUAAGCACUCGAUCUGUCAUACGCUUGUCCUGUUAGUGAAUAGCGCCUAGAGUUUGCCUUAGUCUUAAUCAGAAUUGGAGCCUCGAUCGCAUCCAGAUAAAGUGUUAUACCUACAUAUAUUUUAUACUUAAUCCGGGGUAAGCGUAUUUAUAUCAUUUUACUAUUGUACAUUUUUUAAACAAAUUGUUGAAAUAUAUAAACAAAUUCGUAUAGAAA
Messenger RNA from Drosophila eugracilis, 1458 nucleotides. RefSeq names its product alpha-tocopherol transfer protein-like. Gene Ontology annotation, molecular function: phosphatidylinositol bisphosphate binding. Bases 150 to 1151 code for a protein of 333 amino acids. The transcript has 5 exons. Gene Ontology annotation, cellular component: membrane. The record is from RefSeq and is a predicted model, not a curated record. NCBI's taxonomy places the organism in Eukaryota, Metazoa, Arthropoda, Insecta, Diptera, Drosophilidae.